AUGGGAGAGAGAGUAGAGGAAAAAGAUAAAGGGGCUUUAAUGGUGGAUGGGUUAAUUGAGGGUAUGCCUAUUUUUGUCAAAGAGCUAAUCGCGGGUGGAGUGGCUGGUGGGUUUGCCAAGACUGCUGUUGCCCCUCUUGAGCGCAUCAAGAUACUUUUCCAGACCAGAAGAGCUGAGUUCCACAGUCUUGGCCUGUUGGGAUCCUCUUCAAAAAUUGCAAAAACAGAAGGGGUGCUUGGUUUCUAUAGAGGGAAUGGAGCUAGUGUUGCUCGUAUAGUGCCUUACGCGGCAUUACAUUACAUGGCGUAUGAAGAAUAUCGAAAAUGGAUAAUCUUAGGUUUUCCUGGCUUUGGGAGAGGUCCUGUCCUUGAUCUUAUAGCUGGUUCAUUUGCUGGAGGAACGGCUGUGCUUUGUACUUACCCGCUUGAUUUAGUUCGUACUAAAUUGGCUUAUCAGAUUGUUGGGUCCUCUAAAGUCAGUGUUCAAAGGCAGUCCUCAAGAGACCUAGUGUAUAAAGGAAUUCGAGACUGUUUUUCCAGCAUAUACAAAGAAGCUGGACUAAGAGGUCUUUACAGAGGUGUUGCUCCAUCGCUAUAUGGAAUCUUUCCCUACGCGGGACUAAAGUUUUAUUUUUAUGAGGAGAUGAAAAGGCAUGUUCCAGAAGAUCACAAAAAGGACAUUAUGGUCAAACUUGUGUGUGGCUCAGUCGCUGGUUUAUUGGGUCAGACUUUCACUUACCCUCUCGAUGUUGUCAGGCGACAAAUGCAGGUGGAGAGGCUCGUGACGUCUAACAACAACAAUGCAACAAGAGGGACUAUAGAGACACUUAUCAUUAUCCUCCGAACUCAAGGAUGGAAGCAGUUGUUUUCUGGGCUCAGCAUCAACUACCUUAAGGUUGUACCUUCUGUAGCCAUUGGAUUUACCGUUUACGAUGUUGCCAAGGCAUACCUACGGGUGCCAUCAAGAGAUGAGACCGUGGCUGAAGUUGUUAAUAAUAACCAGAAAAUGAUUCAGCCAUCUUCUCUGCCGUCUCCAACUUCUUUGUCUGAAACUCAUCAAUAG
Striga hermonthica is the source of this 1062-nucleotide messenger RNA. The record is from the annotation of a GenBank genome assembly. Lineage: Eukaryota; Viridiplantae; Streptophyta; Magnoliopsida; Lamiales; Orobanchaceae.